CGGCCUCAAAGGUCGAGAGCAACGGCGUCCUCGGCACCUCCAUUAUUGACGCCAUCGGUUCCCAAAUAGAUUGCGACCGAAUUCAGCAGGUAGGCGAUGGUGCACCGCAAAACGACGGAGUGAAAAAGUCCACGUGGGCGAUAAGACCUCUCUCGCCCAAGCACGUCGCAUCAGCGGUUGUGGUAGCCGGCGAUGGACGUCGCACAUGACGGUGGGAAAGACGGAUAUGCCGGCAAACGUCGUGACGCUACGUCGGGUCUUGGAGAUCUUCUUGCCACGGAAUGCCUUGACCAAGAUCAUGCCGUGGCAUACGUCACGAGCCCGCAACGAAUCCCAUCCACUCAAGGGAAAGAACACCGCGACUGCUCUGCAACGAUGCCACCGUGGCCACGUCGAUCUUUUGUCUGCGCUCGUGCAGCGUUCGUGCGCGCGACUCGUCGAUCUCCGAGCUGCACCGCAACACACCAUUGUGUGCGAACCCCAGGUAUUUGCCGAGUUCCACGACGAGACAUCGUCAGUAGCAUGUUGCUGACAACUGACUUUCGGCUUUGAGCACGUUGCUGUGUACUGCAGCUAACGGCGCGACUGACGCGCGCAUGCAUCCCAUCGGGUGCGAUGAACCCGCAUCUGCCCAACGUGAGGUCGAUAACAUGCAACUGCUUCGCACCGCAGACGAUUUGAGGCCAUCGGUGUCGUCUCCUGUAGAGCUCAAUGGGGCCUGCCCGAUGCCCACAUGCAGCUACCGCGCUCUCACUACCCAGCACCGCGCACCUUCCCCGACCCGACAUUCCUUGCCGUGGUGCGAGAUCGCCAUGUCGUCGUUGGUGGCACCAGAGUCAGUUGCAUGUUGCGUGGACGUUACCAAUGGGCACCGCCUACCUAUUCAGGCACUUGAAUGCCUAAAUUAGGCCAUUCCACGAUUUCAAUGGCAUACAAAAACCAAGAUAAAGAUGUAAGAGCCCACGUCAAAUAUCGAACGAAUCCAUGGGGUUACUUCCAAAGCAGCGGCGAUUGCAACAAGAUGGGCUGCGUCAAAUCGAGUCCGAUCCCUCAAGUACCCGCCGCGCCGAACGCGGCCGCUGCCCCCGCGACGACGGGAGCGACAGGGGCACCAUCGACGGAGCUCGUGACGAAUGAACCGCAGCGCCAUGGUUUUGAAGCCAACUACACGCUCGGCAAGAAGCUCGGGGAAGGGACGUUCUCCGUGGUGAAAGAAGGAAUCCAGAAGGCCACGGGCAAGAAGUUUGCCAUCAAAUGCAUCAAGAAGAGCGGUCUGUCGCAGGAAGAUCUGGACGCGCUGCAUGAGGAAAUUGAUAUCCUCAAGAAGAUGGAGCACCCCAACAUCAUGACUCUCUUUGAAGUGUACACAGAAGCUCAGUAUUACUACCUCGUCACGGAGUUUAUGGAAGGCGGUGAACUGUUUGACCGCAUCGUCGAAAAGACUUUCUACACGGAAAAGGAAGCGCGUGACUUGGUCCAGGUGCUUCUCGGCGCCAUCAAGUACUGCCACGACCAAAACGUUGUCCACCGCGACUUAAAGCCCGAAAACCUGCUACUCACAAGCAAGGACGACGACGCGUACAUUAAGAUUGGUGAUUUUGGCUUUGCCAAGCAAGAUAUGAAGGCUGGCCUCACGACCGCGUGCGGCACCCCCGGCUACGUCGCGCCCGAAAUCCUCAAGGGCGAAUCGUACGGCAAAUCCGUCGACAUUUGGAGCAUCGGCGUCAUCACGUUCAUUUUGCUCUGCGGGUACCCUCCGUUCCACGACGAGAACCAGAAGCGCCUCUUCACCGCGAUCAAGCUCGGCCAGUACAAGUUUGACUCGCCGUACUGGGACGACGUGUCGGCCGAUGCCAAGGACUUUAUCUCCAAGAUGCUGAUUGUGAACCCCGCGGAACGAUUCACCGCCGACCAAUUGCUUCAACACGUGUGGGUCACGGGCGACGACGUAUCGACUGUGCCAUUGACCAAGGCCAUGGAGGAGCUCAAAAAGUACAACACGCGCCGAAAGUUCAAGGCGGCGGUGCGCACGGUGCAAGUGACGGCUGCAUUGACGCGUGGCUUGGCGCCUGGGUCCCAUGGCAAGGACGACGAUCCGGAAGGAGCCGACGACGAAAGCGAAGCGGUCGAUGCCGACGACGUCAAGGUCCACGUCGACCCCGUCGAGGCGCGUGCGGCUCCUGUCGACGAAGCCAAGCCGUAACACGGCACCUCUCGGCAGCAGACCUCGAGACCCUGCCCAAGUGCCCUAACGAAUUUAUACAACACGUCGUUGCCAUCCUCCUUCAACUUCGUCCCAUGAUGUCGACGCAGUGUGUGCGAUGCGCCAAGAUGGCGCGAGUCCGCAUCGGAGAUCGCUCUCUCGGUGGGCCACGCGGCGCACAAAACGGCAGCCACCAUCGUCUCUCCGUUCCCUCUACACGCAUGCGAGGCGGCCGUGGUCUCUCGUCAUGGUUGCUGCCGACUGGUCGGACAGCGAGGCCGACUGCGGCACCCGAGGCGCCGUCCUCGUUGUCGAGCAAAGCGAUGAAGACCCAUGAAGACGACAAUGCGUCCGGAGUUUUGUGUUUUCGACGUGCCGCUCCAUUGUGCCGACGGAAGAUUCGAUCGUGUGUGCCUUGUCGUUUUUAUCGGGGGAAUGCCCGAACGACUAGCCGUCGCGGGUGGUGGCGCUGCACGUGGACCGACAUUGGAUCCGGGUGGCGCAACGCAAGUGACGUCGGCUCCAGACGAGCGAGCACUGGAGGACCAUCCACUGGCGGGCGGCUGCAGAGAAUGCCCGACGUCAUCAUCGCGUCGUUGUGUUUGGCAUCGUUCACCCGUCGAGCCACAUGCCUCGCGUGGACUUGGACGUCCUUCUCCGGACCAAGUCGGGGCUCGAAAAGCCGACGCUGCGUCGUCGUCCGAAAAAGGCGCCCCACAGCCACCGAUCGGCGCACGCGUUUUCGCCACUGUCCAUCCAUUUUCCACGGUGGCAACGACCACGCCGCCGCAAGCCGACGACAAAUCAAGCAUAUCCAUUCUCGCGCGCAUGGACCGGCGCAUCCGACGACGAUCUAUUCACCGAUGGGUCGCACGACUCGUUGGAGCGCGCGAUGGUGCGCCAUUUGUCGGAAUGGCCGAAUGUGGUUUCAGCCAGGACAUCGUGGGGUCGCUGGCGAUGCCGACGACGGCCAACGGCGGUGGUGGCCGUGGCAUGGUGGCCGCACUGGCGCGCAGUCCCGUGUGUUUGCCAGGAUGCUGCCACGAUUGAAACGACACGUGCUAGUUGUUUAAUCUGUUGCUUCUGCUUGCUACUCAUGCGUUUCCGACAUGGACCCGUCGGCACUGCGGCGUCCCGUGCCGGUCAUCGUCGUCUUCGUCAUCAUCAUCAUGGUUGUUGCGGCGUCGACUGGUGCGCCUUGCUUUGACAAGGCCAGACGCACCGCCCAUGAGAUUCGGUCCUCGGGCGAGCCCAAGUUGCCCGCCUCCAUGCUCGAGCUGGUCCUCUCGCUGGUCGCGGAGCCACAGCGGCUUUGUCGCGAUCCCGUGCACUUGAUUCGAUUUCGUCGUGCUUCGGCUCACGACCGGCGCGUUGUCGGACGCUAGAGC
Aphanomyces invadans is the source of this 3591-nucleotide messenger RNA. RefSeq names its product CAMK/CAMK1 protein kinase, variant 2. The record is from RefSeq and is a predicted model, not a curated record. Gene Ontology annotation, biological process: protein phosphorylation. Lineage: Eukaryota; Oomycota; Saprolegniomycetes; Saprolegniales; Verrucalvaceae. The transcript is spliced from 7 exons. Gene Ontology annotation, molecular function: protein kinase activity; ATP binding. Bases 896 to 2203 code for a protein of 435 amino acids.